AUGGAUCGUUUAAUCAUCUUGUUGGCUAUUCUGUUGAUGGUAGGAAACAACUAUGCCUUUGAUAUUCCUCAAGCUCUUGAGGUUCCAAUAGAAGAAGAGUUUCAAUUGACAUAAACUUAAUUCAAUUUGCUUUACAGCGUGUUCGCAAUUCCCAACAUAGGUUUGAGCAUUGGAGGAGGCAUAAUGAUAGACAAAAUGGGUGGACGUUGGGGUGUGUUCACAUUUAGUCUUUUGUUGGGUCUAUCAUAAAUAUUUAUAUUUUUUGGCGGAUGCUAUCAUAAUUAUAGUAUGAUGCUAUGUGGUAGAGCAAUAUUUGGUAUAGCAAGUGAUAUUUUACACAUUGCAGUGUUUAAAAUGGUAGCAUAAAGAAUGCCAAAAGAUAUGGGUACUGCAAUGGGAUUGAUACUUACAGUCCCUGAAUUAGCAGCAGCUCUUAAUUCGUUUUUAUCCCCUUAUUUAUUUGAAAAGACUAAUUCACUGAAAAUACCUUUGUUAUUUGGAUUAUUCUUAUGUUUUUUAUCCUUUUUAUCAGGGUUAAUGAUGAUUUACGUAGAUAUGAAAUACGAGAAGGUUGAGAGUGUGAAAUAAACUGAAUAGAUAUCAGUUUUUAAUUUUAAGCUUACUAAACCCUUUGUAAUAAUGAGCAUAAUAACAACAUUAAUGUUAGCUUCGUAUGUGCCAUUUCUUGAUAAUGCUAAUAAGUUUUACCAUGAACGAUUUGGAUUUAGUAUAAUGGAUGCUGGUCAAAUAGUUACAGUUGGUUAUGUUGUGGCAGCAUUUACAUCUCCUGUAGUAGGUAGAAUUUCUGACAAGUUUACCAAUUAUAGACCUUUUUUUAUAGUGGUGUCAACAAUUAUGUUUUUUAUAUCCCAUUUGCAAUUUUAUUACAUGCCUCUUACAAUAUCUCCUAACUAUUAUUCAGUUUUUGGGUUAAUUACUCUAGGCUUAUCCUAUUCAUGUUUCUCAAGUGUUUUGAUGCCUGCUUUGCAAUCUACAGUUCCUGAAGAUAUGUUAGCAACUGCUUUGGGUUUGUUGGGAAUAAUAGAGAAUUUCUGUAUGGCUGUUGUUCCGAUGAUAUCUGGUUUUGUAUAUACAAUUGGCGGUGGCAUUGAUCCUAUGAAGAAUGUGGAUAUUAUAUAUUUGUUCUUGGCAGGUAUUGGAGUUGUUCUUUCAUUUCAUUUAUUAAUUGAAAACAUCCUUUUACCAGCCAAGACACAUGCGAAGUUGCCCAAUGCUCUGGAUAUUUGA
Messenger RNA from Paramecium tetraurelia, 1248 nucleotides. RefSeq lists its product as uncharacterized. The record is from RefSeq and is a predicted model, not a curated record. The transcript is spliced from 7 exons. NCBI's taxonomy places the organism in Eukaryota, Ciliophora, Oligohymenophorea, Peniculida, Parameciidae. Gene Ontology annotation, biological process: transmembrane transport. Gene Ontology annotation, molecular function: transmembrane transporter activity.